AUGAGCUCUAUAUUGAACUUGUCUAAUUUGAAAGACAAGAUAUCUUCGAAGUUGAGUGGACAGGGAUCUUCCAAGAGUCUGCAACAUCGUAAAGAUUUAAAAACAAAGGAUCUACAAAAGCAUAAAGACUCCAAGCCUAAGGAUUCCAAGCACAAGGAAACAAAACCAAAGGUUGCAGAUAAUAAAUCAAAGGAAUCAAGGAAGAGUAGCACCAUUGAAAAAUCUAAUACUACUGAAGAAAUCAAGAAGCUGACUAGCUCAGACGAAUUAUUACGUCAAGAGGCAUUGGCUCUAG
Lodderomyces margitis is the source of this 295-nucleotide messenger RNA. RefSeq lists its product as uncharacterized. The annotation marks the transcript as partial. The record is from RefSeq and is a predicted model, not a curated record. NCBI's taxonomy places the organism in Eukaryota, Fungi, Ascomycota, Pichiomycetes, Serinales, Debaryomycetaceae. The transcript has a single exon.